This is a messenger RNA of Exophiala aquamarina CBS 119918, 741 nucleotides long. RefSeq lists its product as uncharacterized. NCBI's taxonomy places the organism in Eukaryota, Fungi, Ascomycota, Eurotiomycetes, Chaetothyriales, Herpotrichiellaceae. The transcript has a single exon. The annotation marks the transcript as partial. The record is from RefSeq and is a predicted model, not a curated record. Gene Ontology annotation, molecular function: protein binding.
AUCACUCUCCUCCCACCAGAACUCAUCCACGAGAUCGCAUGGCACCUGCACCCUGUCGACCGGGUAUGCCUAGCAUUAACAUGCAAAACACUAACCUCACAUAUCCUCUCGGCCCCGCUCCUCUCGCCAACAACAUGGACGCGGUUCUCGGAUCACCGCUACGCAGGCUUCCUGCCGGAAUCAUACUCCUUGAUCCUCCGGCUGGCGCACGGCUGGAUCCCGAAGGACAAGCUACGGUAUUGUUCGCGGUGCCACAAGAUCCUGCCGCGCGAUGAGUCCUACUUCCGGAGCCGCAUGUCGUUGAAGAAGACGCCGCGGUGGAACAUCAAGGUGCGCAUCGAGAAGGAGGUCUGGGACGGGAUGAGCAAACGGGCACGUUACGCGCAGCUGCUGAACGACUGGUGCCACACCAGCGUCGAGGACAGCAGCAUCCUGUGCUGUGACAUCUGCCGCACCAAAGCCAUCAAGGAGACCGCAGACGGCAGAGCUGAUGGUAACGCCUCGCGCCUCCUGCACUACCCACCCGUACAGUGUCCCGAAUGUCUAGAGAAGGAACUGACCUAUGUGUGGCGCCCGCCACGGCAGCCGUGGUUGAGACAGAAGCUGGGCCGCAUCCUCCUGGCCGUCUAUCAGCCUUGCGAGUGGGUGGUGUGCUUCAUCUGCUGGUGCUGCUUCUACGGCGUCCGCUUCGCCUACAGGGAGUGCAAGCAGUGCUGGCGGAGGUGGGUCGCGCCUGGUCCU